Molecule: messenger RNA, 727 nt
Organism: Galeopterus variegatus (Sunda flying lemur)
Lineage: Eukaryota; Metazoa; Chordata; Mammalia; Dermoptera; Cynocephalidae
Product: leucine-rich repeat and guanylate kinase domain-containing protein-like
Exons: 6
Cellular component (GO): cytosol
Molecular function (GO): GMP kinase activity
Source: RefSeq, a predicted model, not a curated record
GAAAAAUCUGAAUAUUGGUUCUUCGUAAUUUUUAUGCUACUGCGAUUAACAGAAUUAGAUCAGAAGAAGAUUAAAGUGGAAGAAAAGGUGGAGGCAGUGAAUAAAUAUGACCCCCCUCCUGAAGUGGUUGCGGCUCAAGAUCACCUGACUCAUGUUUGCAAUAGCGUGAUGCAGCCGCAGCGGAUCUUUGACAGCACUCUUCCCAGUCUGGAUGCCCCUUAUCCUAUGUUGAUAUUAGCUGGUCCUCAAGCUUGUGGUAAACGAGAACUUGCCCACCGCCUCUGCAGACAGUUUAGUACUUACUUCAGAUACGGGGCCUGUCACACCACAAGACCACCUUACUUUGGAGAAGGGGAUCGAGUUGAUUAUCAUUUUAUCUCUCAAGAAGUUUUUGAUGAAAUGCUAAACAUGGGGAAAUUUAUUCUAACAUUUGAUUACGGGAAUCACAAGUAUGGAUUAAAUAGGGACACCAUAGAAGGUAUCGCCAGAGAUGGUUUAGCAAGCUGUAUUCAUAUGGAAAUAGAAGGUGUAAGAAGUUUGAAAUGUUCCUAUUUUGAGCCUCGAUAUAUCCUGGUGGUGCCCAUGAACAAGGAAAAAUAUGAGGGAUACUUGAGGAGAAAAGGACUAUUCAGUCGUGCAGAAAUUGAAUUUGCCGUCUCCAGAGUGAACCUUUAUAUUAAAAUUAAUCAGAAAUGGCCAGGAUAUUUUGAUGCAGUAAUCAAUGCAG